AUGGCUGGCGAAUCCUCAAAGUCAGCAGCGCAGAAGGCUGGUGCAGCUGCAGACGGUCCUCCCGGAUAUGAAUUACCAUGGGUUGAGAAAUAUCGACCUCGAUUCUUGGAUGAAAUCGUCGGAAAUACAGAGACGGUCGAACGGUUAAAAAUCAUUGCUAAGGAUGGGAAUAUGCCCCAUGUUAUAAUCAGUGGCAUCGACGUCGUCCGUAACAGAAUCAAGGGAUUCGCCCAGAAGAAAGUCACCUUACCCCCCGGCAGACAGAAGAUCGUAAUCCUCGAUGAAGCGGACAGCAUGACAUCGGGUGCCCAACAAGCCUUACGUAGAACAAUGGAAAUAUACUCUUCGACCACCCGUUUCGCAUUCGCCUGCAAUCAAUCCAACAAGAUCAUUGAACCCUUACAAUCCCGUUGCGCCAUCCUUCGAUACGCCAGAUUAACCGACCAACAGUUGUUGAAGCGAUUGAUGGAGAUAUGUGCGGCCGAGGAUGUAAAAUAUAGCGACGAGGGACUUGCGGCAUUGAUAUUCAGUGCGGAGGGGGAUAUGAGACAGGCGGUGAAUAAUCUACAGAGUACGGUAGCUGGCUUUGGAUUUGUGAAUGGGGAUAAUGUAUUCAAGGUGGUGGAUUCGCCGCAUCCUGUUGCCGUCCAGGCUAUGAUUAAGGCGUGCUACGAGGGAAAGAUUGAUCAGGCGUUGGAGACACUACGGGAGCUAUGGGACAAGGGAUAUUCUGCAGUUGACUUAAUAAGCACUAUGUUCCGCGUUACGAAGACGAUUGACACUUUGAGUGAACAUUCGAAGCUAGAAUUUAUCAAAGAAAUCGGCUUCACACACAUGCGGAUAUUGGAGGGCGUCGGAACGCACUUACAACUCCAAGGCUGCAUCGCCCGUCUGUGUCGGAUUAACAUGAAAAAGCCGUAA
Messenger RNA from Orbilia oligospora ATCC 24927, 921 nucleotides. RefSeq lists its product as uncharacterized. The record is from RefSeq and is a predicted model, not a curated record. Lineage: Eukaryota; Fungi; Ascomycota; Orbiliomycetes; Orbiliales; Orbiliaceae. Bases 1 to 921 code for a protein of 306 amino acids. Gene Ontology annotation, cellular component: Elg1 RFC-like complex; DNA replication factor C complex; Rad17 RFC-like complex. Gene Ontology annotation, molecular function: DNA clamp loader activity; DNA binding. Gene Ontology annotation, biological process: DNA repair; DNA-templated DNA replication. The transcript is spliced from 5 exons.